AUGGCACCCAACGACCGCAUCGCUCAAGUCGCCUCCCACCUCAACUACCCUCGUGGUCUUCUUGCUGGCCAAGUUGCCAUCGUGACUGGAGCAGGCCAAGGCAUUGGAGCAGAAACCGCACGCCUGUUUGCCAACGAGGGAGCCAAAGUCGUCGUAUCAGACAUUGAUGGCGAGAAGGCAUCUGCUGUAGCCAACUCUAUCAACAGCAAUGGAGGCAAGGCAUUGGCCGUGCCUGGCGAUAUGCUAGACGAUGCCUACCUCAAGACUCUCGUUGAAAAGACCGCCGAGUUUGGCGAGGGCAAGAUUCACAUCAUUGUCAACAAUGCAGGUUUCACAUGGGACGGUGUCAUCCACAAGACAACAGACAAACAAUGGGACACCAUCAUGUCCCUCCACGUCUCCGCCCCCUUCAAGCUCAUCCGCAACGCCGCUCCUUACUUCCGCGUCAAAGACAAGGCCCCCAGAAACAUCAUCAACAUCUCCUCAACCUCAGGCUUGCACGGCAACGCAGGCCAAGCAAACUAUGCAGCCGCAAAAGCCGCAGUCACCGGCCUUACAAAGACAAUCGCCAAAGAGUGGGGUCCAGCAUUCGGUGUGCGCUGCAACACUGUAGCAUUCGGUUUCAUUGCUACCAGACUUACUGCUGCAAAGGAAGAAGGUGCCUUUGUGACAACGCCUGAUGGUGAAAAGGUCGCUUUGGGAAUCCCCGGUGCGCAGAAGAAGGGUAGAGAAGAAGGUGCUGGUGCUUACAAGGACAUUCCUCUGGGAAGACCUGGUACUGCUACCGAGGCUGCUGGUGCCAUUCUCGGAGUUGUCAGUCCUUACUUUUCGUACGUCAGUGGACAGACCAUCAGUGUCACUGGCGGCCGCAACAUCUAA
Molecule: messenger RNA, 879 nt
Organism: Aureobasidium melanogenum CBS 110374
Lineage: Eukaryota; Fungi; Ascomycota; Dothideomycetes; Dothideales; Saccotheciaceae
Product: NAD(P)-binding protein
Exons: 2
Coding region: 1-879 (292 amino acids)
Molecular function (GO): oxidoreductase activity
Source: RefSeq, a predicted model, not a curated record